AUGACUGAUGAACUGAAUGCCAAAGAUGAUCGGAGAGGGAGCCAGGAGGAUGGUGGUGAAGAAGAAGAAGAAAUCGCCGCGAUGAAAAGACGCGUUGCCGAGAUGGAGUCAGAGGCGGCCAAGCUACGAGAGAUGCAAAGUCAACUCGAACAGCAAUCCGAGAGCGUACCCAGGGAAGACAGAGAAGACGUCGACGCGCGAAGCAUCUUUGUUGGCAAUGUGGACUACGGCGCUACGCCAGAAGAGAUUCAAGCACACUUUGCAAGUGGACCGGGAUCAAUAAACCGAGUCACCAUACUGCUGGACAAGUUCACUGGUCAUCCAAAGGGGUAUGCAUAUGUGGAAUUCUCAGACCCGGGUUUGGUGGCACAGGCGUUGGUUCUUAACGAGAGCCUCUUCCGCGGCCGAAAUCUGAAGGUCGUACCCAAACGCACCAAUCUUCCCGGCAUGGCCCGUGGUCGUGGGGGGCGAGGCGGCACCCUACGUGGAGGACGUGGUGGUGGAUUUGGAGGACGAGGAGGAUAUGGAGGCUAUGGUGGUGGCUAUGGCAAUUCACGAGGUGGUCCACGAGGUGGCUUUCGAGGACGAGGACGUGGAUAUGCCCCUUAUUGA
This is a messenger RNA of Rhinocladiella mackenziei CBS 650.93, 612 nucleotides long. RefSeq lists its product as uncharacterized. The record is from RefSeq and is a predicted model, not a curated record. The transcript is spliced from 4 exons. Gene Ontology annotation, molecular function: RNA binding. NCBI's taxonomy places the organism in Eukaryota, Fungi, Ascomycota, Eurotiomycetes, Chaetothyriales, Herpotrichiellaceae. The coding region runs from base 1 to 612 and encodes 203 amino acids.